This is a messenger RNA of Exserohilum turcica Et28A, 834 nucleotides long. RefSeq lists its product as uncharacterized. NCBI's taxonomy places the organism in Eukaryota, Fungi, Ascomycota, Dothideomycetes, Pleosporales, Pleosporaceae. The annotation marks the transcript as partial. The transcript has 4 exons. The record is from RefSeq and is a predicted model, not a curated record.
AUGGCCGACUUUGCACACCGACUAGCGGUACAGUCGUGGAUUCUGUUUAGCAUCGGCAUUGCCUUCAUUGUCUUGCGAACCUUUGCCCGUUGGCGCCAGGUUCGUAGCCUCACGCGCUUUGCCGCAGAUGACUGGCUCAUGAUGACGCUGGUGCCGGGCUUCUACACUGGCCUGAUGAUAUCUCUCAACGCCAUAGCUACUGGCGGUGGCAGCAACUUGUUUCCACCCGGACACAUGGACGACUUCACCCAGGAGGAGAUUGAUGCGCGCAUCAAGGGGUCCAAGGUGGUGCUUGUGUCUGAGCAGUGUAUGCUCAACGUCAUCUGGCUGCUCAAAGCCUGUAUGCUCUUCAUGUUUGCCCGUGUGCUCACUGAGACAUCAGUUAUGAAAUGGAUCCAGGCCGCCGCCGCAUGGGUCGCCAUGGGCUGGGUGGCUGUUCAAAUCACCUUCUUCACCACGUGUCGGCCCUUCGCAGGAUACUGGGCCAUGCCUCCGCCCAACGAACAGUGCGCGACACUGCAGACAUAUGCCAUUGUGCAGUCCAUCUUCAACAUCAGUAGCGACCUGCUCCUCAUUGCGAUCCCCAUCCCAGUCAUCAUGUCGCUGUCGCUGCCGCCCAAGCAGAAAAUCGGGUUAGUCGUACUAUUUAGCAUGGGAACCUUUGUCAUCCUCGCCGCCAUCCUAACAAAAGUAUACAACCUCUCCGACAUUUACUCGUACCGCUACAUGCUGUGGUACACGCGCGAAGCCUCGGUCGCCGUCUACGUCGCAAACUUCCCCGGCAUCUGGCCGCUGCUGCGCGAAAACAUGCGCUGUCUCCGCGAAACCUCGACG